AUGGUAAUCUCUCAGUCCAGCGUGACGAUAUUCCAGCAGCCCAACAUGGGUGUUCUGGUGGUGAUGUGUGGGAUUAUAGCAGGAUUUCUACACUACCUGUUCUUGGCUGCGUUUGUUUGGAUGUUCCUGGAGGGAGUCCAGCUCUUUCUCAUGGUCAGAAACAUCAGGAAUUUGAGGGUUCCUCAUUCAGAAAAAGUUGAGAAAUUCAUGUACCUUCUUGGCUACGGGGUUCCUGCAGCAAUUGUGGUCAUUUCUGCUGCAGUGGAUCAUGAUGGCUAUGGAUCACCUAGGCACUGCUGGGUCUCCAUAAAAAGAGGAUUCAUCUGGAGUUUCCUGGGACCUGUGUGUCUGAUCAUUGUGAUCAACACGGCUCUGUAUUUCACAAUACUCUUGAUAUUGAAAAGAGAAGUUUCUAAACAGGACACUAAAGUGUCGAAACUUCAGAAUACAAGGAUGCUGACAUUCAAAGCCAUUGCUCAGGUGUUUAUCCUGGGCUGCACUUGGAUUUUUGGUUUGUUUCAGUUUCAGGAACAGCCCGGUGUAAUGACCUAUUUAUUCACCAUCAUCAACAGUUUCCAAGGCACUUUCAUCUUUAUCCUGCUCUGCAUGUUAAAUCCCAAGGUGAGGGCAGCAUAUUCUAACUACUUCAACAGCAAGUGUAAGGCAAUGGACACAAAGCCCUCAGAGGAGGACAAAGCCAACACAAUGACAGUCUUGUCGGUCUCAAAGGACUGAGGAAACUUCUUUUCCCUCACUGGCUGUGUGACAGAUGAAGACAUGAAGACCAUCAUUGUCUCUGC
Hemiscyllium ocellatum (epaulette shark) is the source of this 800-nucleotide messenger RNA. Its product is annotated as adhesion G protein-coupled receptor E4-like. Gene Ontology annotation, cellular component: membrane. Lineage: Eukaryota; Metazoa; Chordata; Chondrichthyes; Orectolobiformes; Hemiscylliidae. Gene Ontology annotation, molecular function: G protein-coupled receptor activity. The record is from RefSeq and is a predicted model, not a curated record. The transcript has 7 exons. Gene Ontology annotation, biological process: cell surface receptor signaling pathway; adenylate cyclase-activating G protein-coupled receptor signaling pathway. The coding region runs from base 1 to 735 and encodes 244 amino acids.